Molecule: messenger RNA, 914 nt
Organism: Cylas formicarius (sweet potato weevil)
Lineage: Eukaryota; Metazoa; Arthropoda; Insecta; Coleoptera; Brentidae
Product: solute carrier family 66 member 3
Exons: 4
Coding region: 98-760 (220 amino acids)
Source: RefSeq, a predicted model, not a curated record
UCAAAACAUGAACAUGUGUUUAGCCGGGAAAAUUUAUUUCUAUUGAUUAAAACUCGAUUGUGUAAUGCCUUGAAUUUAAUGUACAUAAAUAGCAAUAAUGUCGUUCCCAUUGAACACAAGAAGUUACUUGGAGCAUUUUUCGGAUAUUUUAAGUGUCAUAACAAUAACAGUAUGCUUUGUUUUAAAAGUUCCUCAGAUUUUUAAGCUUCUUCAAGUAAAGCAUGCCAAAGCAAUUAAUUUAAUAAGUCUGUUAAUGGAAUUAACAAGUUACACCAUUAUGUUAGCUUAUAAUUAUAGAAAUGGAUAUACCAUACUGAGUUACCUAGAAUACCCUAUAAUUUUAAUCCAAGAGCUUAUUUUAAUUUUGUUGGUACUAAAAUACAAAGGCUACAUGAAUAUGUAUAGUGUUUUUGGUUCAGGUGUAUAUUUCUCAGUAGUUGUUGGGCUGUUGCUGGGACUGGUACCAUUAGGAUUAUUAGCCUUUCUAGUGCCACUUUGCACACCAAUCGGAGCAUCUUCCAAAGUUGUCCAAUUAGUUGAGAUACUUAGAACAAAAAAUUCACAAUCUAUUAGCAUUUUAACAUGGUUCAUAUCAGCCUUUACAAAUUUCACCCGAGUAUUUACCAUAACCGUGGAGUCUGGAGAUUUGAGUUUGUUGCUGAAUUUUGUAAUUAAUACUGUGCUAAGCACCUCUGUGAUGAUAGCCGCCAUAACUUACAGAAAUGCCAAACCCGAUAGGGAAGUGAAGAAAAUCAAUUAAACGCCAAAAUCGUACAAUGACAAGACUAGUCAAUAUUAUAUAUUUGUGAUGUAGAUGAUGAGAUAUUAUGAGAUAUGUUACCCUCUCGCCUGAACUUUAUUGGUUUUGAGUUUUAGAAUGUAUUUUACCAAUUUUAAAUAAUAAUAAAUGUUAC